GCGCUGCCCCGUCACAGUGUGUGGAGAUGUGCACGGCCAGUUUCAUGACCUAAUGGAGCUCUUCAGAAUUGGAGGGAAGUCACCUGACACUAACUACCUGUUUAUGGGUGACUAUGUAGACAGAGGAUAUUACUCAGUGGAAACAGUCUCACUUCUUGUUGCACUAAAGGUUCGCUAUCCAGAACGCAUCACGAUAUUGCGGGGAAACCACGAGAGCAGACAGAUCACACAGGUGUAUGGUUUCUAUGACGAGUGCUUGAGGAAAUACGGCAACGCAAACGUUUGGAAAUAUUUCACAGACCUCUUUGACUACCUACCCCUCACAGCUCUGGUGGAUGGGCAGAUCUUCUGUCUGCACGGUGGCCUCUCUCCAUCCAUAGACACGCUGGAUCACAUUCGUGCGCUGGAUCGUCUGCAGGAGGUGCCACAUGAGGUACAUAAGUUCAGUUACAGAUCGCAUCCACGCUACUAGCGGUGUCUAGUAGAU
Molecule: messenger RNA, 487 nt
Organism: Sinocyclocheilus anshuiensis
Lineage: Eukaryota; Metazoa; Chordata; Actinopteri; Cypriniformes; Cyprinidae
Product: serine/threonine-protein phosphatase 2A catalytic subunit beta isoform-like
Exons: 3
Coding region: 53-472 (139 amino acids)
Molecular function (GO): protein serine/threonine phosphatase activity
Source: RefSeq, a predicted model, not a curated record